AUGCUCUAUCUCGGUUGCUUUGGCACGGUCUUAUCACCGAUGAUGAUCUCUCUCUGUGAAGAAUUCUGGGAGUUCAUGCUUGCGCAGGGACUUCUCUUUGGCAUUUCCAUGACACUGGCAUACACCCCGGUGCUUGGAGUCAUUGGUCAUUAUUUCAAAAGAAGACGUGCAGCAGCUAUGGGUAUUGUAAUAUCAGGCUCAUCGCUUGGAGGAGUCGUAUGGCCUAUCAUGCUUCAAAAACUGAUCUAUAAUCCCAACGUUGGAUUUGCGUGGGCGUUACGUAUUGUCGGCUUCAUGAUGCUGCCGCUCCUCGCUGCGACUUGCAUCCUCGUGAAGCCACCAAAAACGACGCAGGCGACUGAUAAUUAUCGGGCCCAUGAAAGGGAUGGCCAGCCGCCAGAAAAGAAGUCAACGAGGAAGCUGGAAUUGACGCAUCUGAAAAAGGCCCAAACCCUGCUUUCGUGUUUGGCAUUCUUCUUCAUUUAUUUUGGAAUGUUCACACCACUUUUCUUCACUGCUUCGUUUGCUAAUUCAAGGGGCUUCUCUGAUGAUCUUGCUUUCUAUACCAUCUCUAUCAUGAACGCGACCUCGCUAGUUGGGCGAGUGCUUCCAGGCUUCUUGGCAGACUCAUAUGGACGGUUCAAUAUUUGUAUCGUCGCCACUAUAUCUUCAGGAAUCAUCGCACUGUGUUGGAGUACAGUCAAUACAAUCGCGGGGCUAGUGAUCUUCUCACUAGCGUACGGAUUCACCUCUGGGGUAAGAUUUCCGUUAUUUUUAUUGCUAUAUUUUUAUGCCAAUUUGGAUGCGAAGAAAAGGGCUAAGACUGAAUAG
Penicillium olsonii is the source of this 831-nucleotide messenger RNA. Lineage: Eukaryota; Fungi; Ascomycota; Eurotiomycetes; Eurotiales; Aspergillaceae. The record is from the annotation of a GenBank genome assembly.